Molecule: messenger RNA, 1950 nt
Organism: Rhagoletis zephyria (snowberry fruit fly)
Lineage: Eukaryota; Metazoa; Arthropoda; Insecta; Diptera; Tephritidae
Gene: Nasp
Product: Nuclear autoantigenic sperm protein
Biological process (GO): CENP-A containing chromatin assembly; DNA replication-dependent chromatin assembly
Cellular component (GO): nucleoplasm
Molecular function (GO): histone binding
Source: RefSeq, a predicted model, not a curated record
CAUUUUUUUGACAGCCGGUUGCGCGCAAAUUUAUCUUUCAAUUCAUGCUAUUCGUCUCUUUUUGGUGCAGCUGAUGUUGAAAUUGAGCGGCAUUUUUACCAGCAGCAAGGAAAACGCAUUGAUAUUUCACUAUACACGCAAAAGGAAAAGUGAAGUCGUCUGUUGCAGUUGUGUAUUUAAUUUUUAUACAAAUCUAUUUGGAUAGUGCAUAUAGAGAUCACCUAACAUCGUUUAAUACAAAACACUAAAAUAUUGGAGAAAUUAGAGUUUUAUCCCACACAAAUCACUUCAAGUUCUAAAGGCAAAUAGUAAUAUUGUUACAAAAUGUCUGCAGAGGAGCAAAUUCCUGUUGUAGCCACCGAUGGCGUCAAAGUCACAGAAGCAAGUGAAUCGUCGGUUGUAGCGGAUGCUGCCAUUACCACAGAUUUAAUUGUCGAGCAGGAGCGCGCCGAAAAAAUUCUCAACGCCAAGGAGUUGUACAGUCAUGGUUCGCGUAAUUUUCUUGUAAAGAGCUAUGUUGAGGCAGCAGAUGAGCUGAGUCAAGUUUGCGCCUUGUAUGAAGAAUUGUACGGCGAGCAGUCAGAUGAAUUGGGCAUGCCAUACUUGCUCUAUGCCAAAUCAUUGAUUGCCUUGGCUUUGGAUGAAAACAAAGUCAUCGAUGUGCCCGACGAAGAAGAACUCGAGGAUGAUGACGAAGAUGGCGUUGAGGGUGAUGACGAUGAAGCAGCAGCGGAAGGCAGUAAUGGUGCGGUGGCAGCAAGUUCAAAUGGCGCAGCAGCAAAAGUCAAGCUGGAUGACAUCAAAGAGAAUGAUGAUGUGGCAGACUCAACGGGCGGUGAGAUAGUGAAGCCUGCUGAAGCAAAAAAAUCGCCUGCUGUUGAAAAGCCUGUCGAAGAUGGGCAAGUAAGUAGCACUGAUGAUGCUAAUGGUGGUGCUGCUGAUGUGGAGGAGAAGGAAAAGCAGAAGGAGGAGAAAGCCUCAAAGGGGGCAGCCAAUGGCAAGUCGGCCACCCCAGUUGUUGCCGCACCUGUUCUGGAUGGCGAAAAGCCAAGCACUUCGAAUGGCGAUGCAGAUGCCGGCGAAGAGGACGAUGAGGAAGAGAAUGAAGCGGCUUCGAAUCUGCAAUUGGCCUGGGAAAUCCUUGAGUUGGCUGCCAAAAUAUUCAUACGCCAAGGUACAAGCGGUCUACCCAACCUUGCUGAGGUGCAAACAGAGUUAGCUAAUAUCGAAUUUGAGAACAACUUGCCCGAGGCGGCACGUGAGGAUUACGUGAAGGCACUAAAAAUUUACAGUGAAUUGCCUACAAAUUAUCGUCGCGCGAUGGCAGAAAUACACUACAAAAUUGGUCUUACAUAUCUGAUGCAGCAGCUGAAUAAAGAAGGUGCUGAAUCGCUAAAGGAUGCCUGCACUUUGAUUGAUGCCGAAAUAAAAGAGCUGGAAGCUAACGAGGAGGAGCUCAGCGAAAAGCAGAAGAACAACAUACAAGAUAUGGAGGAGACAAAACAAGAAAUUUGGGCUAAAAUCGCCGAAAUUGAAGACACACAAGCGCAGAACAUAGCUGAGGUGCGCGCUGCAUUGGACAGUUACAUUAAACCCAUCAACUCGGAGCAAAAGGAUGCCGCUGGACCCUCGUCGUCGUCAUCGACGUCGGCAGCGGGCGCAUCUUCCUCCAGUUCAGCAGCUAAGCCUACAGACAUUUCACAUUUGAUUAAGCGCAAGAAGCCCGAUGAGCAGAGUUCGGAGGCUGAAGCGGCGGCAUCACCAGCCAAACGGCCAGCUGUUUAAUUCCUUCGCGCCACUUGAACUUCUUUCGUAUUUUUGUUUGUAUCUUUUGAUUAGCGAGCGCAAGCUUUAGUGUAUGUAAAUUGCUGCUGCAUUCCGUUCAUAUUUAUUAAUUCAGUUACAUAUGCAAACAAAAGUGUAGGGAAACAAAAAACUAACAAAUAAUAA